Molecule: messenger RNA, 4625 nt
Organism: Athene cunicularia (burrowing owl)
Lineage: Eukaryota; Metazoa; Chordata; Aves; Strigiformes; Strigidae
Gene: NRROS
Product: negative regulator of reactive oxygen species
Exons: 3
Coding region: 137-2401 (754 amino acids)
Molecular function (GO): protein binding
Source: RefSeq, a predicted model, not a curated record
AGGCCAGGGUAGGUAAAAUGCGGCUGGGAGCUGCGGGGGCUCUCCCAUCCCACGGUGCCCUGUCAGCAAGCACCUUUGCUGUUGGGGAAGGGGGUUGUGCUGGCUUGGCUUCGGUCAGCUAAGCGAUGGGCUGGGGAUGAAGCAGUGGAUGAAGCACAUUGUUUUCUUUCCCAGCUCCUCCUGGGCUGCAGUAGGGAAGCUGGUUGAACCCUUGGGGCAUCACCUUGUUUGGUGGCACCACGUGAAGGAAUCUCAUUGCAAGGUCUCCCAGGAGCCUCCAGAUCACCCAGGAGUGGAGUAUUGCCACAGGAGUGCCACCGCUGAAAUGGAGGCCCUGCUCCCUGGUCUCUCCCUGCUUCUGGUCCUCCUGGCGUUGGGAUGGGGAAGCGGGGCAGUUGCAGCCUGGGCAACACCUCCUGGCAGCUGUGAGCUCGUGCAGAGCACCACAGACUGCACUGGGAGAUGGCUGAGCUCCGUCCCAGGAAAUCUUCGAGGUGAUACUGAGGAGCUGUUGCUUGAUGACAAUACUAUCCAGAUUCUGGGCAACACCUCCCUGCUCUCGUACCACCAGCUGCGGCGUCUCAGCUUGACCAAGAACCGACUGGAGCUCAUCAUGCCUGGUGCUUUCCUCAGCAGCCAAGGCCUCCACAUGCUCUCCCUGGCAGACAACCUCCUCUUCACCAACUACUCACUGACAGCAGCUGCUCUUUCUGCUCUGCCAGCCUUGAGAAUGCUGGAUCUGUCUGGAAACCGCCUCACUGAGAACAUGGUAUCGGUUUUGGUCUGGAACCUGUCUUCCUUGGAGUCCUUGUCUGUGGCCAGGAACCUCAUCAUGAGGCUGGACUCAUCUGUCUUCAUGAACCUGACACAGCUGUUGGAGCUGAACCUGGAGAAGAACUACAUCUUUGAGAUUGAUCAAGCUUUUGAAGGGCUGCAGAAGCUGCAGAGGCUCAAUGUAGCUUACAACUACCUCCCAUGUGUAGUGGAGUUCAGCCUGACCCAGCUCAGGGUGCUCAAUGUCAGCAACAAUGUCAUAGAGUGGUUUCUGGCCCUGGAAAGUGAUGACCUCUUUGAGCUGGAGGUGCUGGACUUGUCCCACAACCGCCUCCUCUUUUUCCCCGUGUUGCCCCGGCAGAGCAAGCUGCACUCCUUGCUGCUGAAGGACAACGAGAUGAGCUUCUACCAGCGCCUCCCCAACGGCACAUCCCUGGCUGACGUCACGGUGCAGUUCCUGCUCAUCGAUGGCAACUCCACCAACGUCACGACGGUCAGCCUCUGGGAUGAGAUCUGUCACAGCAACCUCUCCUCCCUGCGCCUCCUGGACAUGAGCCAGAACCAGGUCUGGUACCUGCCAGAGGGCUUCCUGGCCCAGAUGCCCUCCCUGACCCACCUGAAGCUCAACCAGAACUGCCUGGAGACGUUUCACCUGUCGGAGGGGGACCCCUUAGCCAUGCUGACAGAGCUGGACCUCAGCCAGAACCAGCUGGCAGAGCUGGGGGCGGAGGUGGGGGCCAGGGACAUCCUGCCCAACCUGCAGCUCUUCAACCUCAGCACCAACAGGCUGCGGGUGCUUCCUCCUCAGGUUUUCACCUACAUCAGGAAGAUCACUACCGUGGACCUCAGCCGCAACCGUGUUGACCUCUGUCCCCAGCCAGCUGUUGGAGAUGAGGUGGAGGGUCCCCCCUGCGUGGACAUCAGGGGCAUCAAGACCUUGACUCAUCUCUCCUUGGCUGGCUGUGGUCUGCGGGGACUGGGUGGCCACCCCUUCCGGGGGACAUCGCUGAUGCAUUUGGACCUCUCCGACAACCAUCAGGCACUGUCCAGGGACCUGAGGUGGCUGCGGGACCUUGCUCUGACGCUGCAGGUGUUGUCUCUGAGGAACACCAACCUCUCCUCUGUCGUGGUGGACUUCUCUGCCUUUAACAGCCUCGUGCGCUUGGACCUUUCGGGGAAUUCCUUGACUGUCUUCCCCACCUCGCUGGGCACCCUGAAACUGCGCAGCCUGGACCUGCGGGACAACUGCCUCCCGGCUCUGCCACCAGACGUCACGCAGACCCUGCUGGGGAGGAGCCUGCGGGAGCUCUACCUCAGCCGAAACCCGUACAACUGCUGCAUGCUGGGCUGGUGGGACUCCCUGCAGCAGGUUGAGGGGUUGCGGGUCCCUGAUGGGCAGGAGGUGACGUGCAGCUACGCCUCCCGAACGCUGAGCCCCAGGGCGCUACCCGAGCCCGUCCUGUGGAGCUGCCGCUGGCAGAUGGCCGACCUGGCGCUCCUCUACCUGGUCUUGGCUCUGCCCACCUGCCUGACGCUCCUCGUGGCCAUCGCCAUUGUCUUCCUCAUGUUCAAGCAAAAGCUGCUGAAAAUGGUGAAAAGCCGGUGCGGGGUGUCCAGCUCUUACUGAUGGCUGAGGAGGAGGAGGAGGAAGGGCUUGGGAACAGUGAAUGAGAGUGGGUUGCCAGGAUUACAGGCAGUAACCCCUCUGAGGUGGGUGAGAUGGAUGAGGUGGUGAAACUUGAUGGAUGGAGGACCAGGAGGUGCUGGGAGAGCUGCUGUUCCUGCUAGGUGCCCCGGGGUACCCAAAGGGUGUGGGGCUGUAUCUGGUGAUGGAGUUUGGGGCUGUGCUGGGUGUCCUCAAGGGACAUCCCUCAAAAGGGAUGUCUUUAGCAGAAACCUUCACUGCUGUUGGCGAGAGCUGAGGGGACACACCACCAAACCCCUCUUGGCUGAAGGAGCACAGACUGACUCCUCCAGCACUGUUUUUCCCCUCUUUUGGGCAGUUCCUUUUAUUUAUUCACCCCCAUACCAAACUCUGUGCUGCAAAACAUCCUCCAGUCCUGCAACCAGCCUCCAUGAAGCGUCCCAGCCUGGAGUGAGCAUCACCUGGGGGCUGCAGAGAAGGGUCUCCGUGGCCACAGCGUCCCACGCUGGUCUUUCUGGCACUGGCAAACUCACAGGCAGCCGCGGGCGUGCACCCUCCUGUGUGCGCGCGCUGAUAAGACAGGUGUGUCAGCAGGGCUGAAAGACACGUUUUGGGGUGUUGUUGCUUGGUUAAGUCACGAUCUUGGUUAGAAAAAGCUCAUUAAAAAUAGCCCAAGCUGCAACAAUGUAAAAUAUUGAUUGAAAGACAGGAGAAUAAAUUAUAUUACUGGUAAUAUUUUAUUGUUGAUUUUUUUUUUCUCCAGCAACUGCUGGAUUAAAUGGACGCAAAGGAGAUAAAGUAGGAGAAAGCCUUCCUUCUUGUUGCAUAAGCCCUGCUCUCGUGGGCUGUUGGUUCCGCCAGCGUGGGGGGGUUUCCUCCACCCAGCCCUGGUCACAGCACGUACUGCUACCUGGGGAAGUGCUGCUUUGUUCCUCGGAGGGUUACUGUGGGUGGAAAUGAGAAGUGAUGGUGGCUUGUGCUCACUCAAAAGCCCUGCUGAGAACCAGAGUGGCUUUAUUCCCGUGGCCCCAUUGGGAUUUUUUCAGUGUGUUCAAGUUUAACAGGAACAGGGUGUGUGGGGAAGCGAGCAGCAGUGCUGUUGUGGGCAUGCUGGGGGCUUGUUCUUGCCUGGACUCUGAUGAGCUCAGUGGGGUGAUGUGGGGAUAUGGGCUCGAGCACCCUCAGCCAGCCCCAGUGUGACUCUGCCUUACACUGGAGUUGUCCUGGGAGGUGGUGGAGGUGGAUGCGUGAAGCUUGGGAGCGAUGCUGGGGCAGGGCAGGAGGAGGUGAGGCAGGGAUCAGGGCAGGAUCCUCCCUGGCACAGGUGUGGGGACAAGGAUUGGGGUUGUUGGUGAGCUGGUGGCUGUGUCGGCCUGGAAAAAACAGCAUAGGUCAGACCCGCCAGCAGCACUGCUGGGGCCGAGCACUGGUGAGGCUCUGGGUACCCAACUGUCAAAUCUGCCUCAGAAAAUGCUUGCUUUCUGGCCCUAUUUUAGACCGAAAUAGCCAAAAUGAAAUCAGGCCCUAGCUAGGGGAAUCCCUCAACCCGUAUCAGCCAUUCUUUUGCCCGUAAACUGCGUGCCCGAGGGACAAGAGUGACCUAUAAAUAUGUCCUUGCACUGUCCUCCGUCGGAUCUGUGCCAGCACCAGGUACUGCAGCUGUGUUUCGGUGAGCAGGGUGCCCCCGUGAGCACCCCUCUCCCUGGGGCCGUUUCCCUCUGCAGCGGGUUCCAGGUCCAGCCUCGGAGGGUGGGUAUGUGCGCUUCCUCCACCGCUGCGGCUGCUGCUGCUUCUCCUUUUGGUGGGGGGAUGUGGGGUGCGCACAGAGGUGGGAACCCGGGUGUCUGGGACUGCCUGGGGUGUGGAUAAAAAGCGGGUGUUUGUGCUCAUAUUGAGCCUACGUGGGGGACACAACACUCCUCCAUCACAGGAGGUGUUAGCAGCUUUCCCAAGAGCAGGGCCAUGGCAAGUGGAAAGCUAAGGCUCCCCUGGAGCUGGGGUGUGCAAGGCGUGUCAGGGCAACAAGGCCAGCUCCUGCUUUUAGCAUGGUUGAUGUCUUUACGAAGCUGCUGUUCAUCAUCUUUGCAAGGUCAGGGUGAGCAGGGGAGGUCCUCAGGGACAGGAGAAAGGCAAAUAUUGCACCCACCUUCAGUAACGGCCAAAAGGACAUCCUGGGGAGCAACAACACAGUCACCCUUAUGUUGGG